AUUUGCACCUUCACACCACUGCCUGCACGCCGGUGUGCGUAGGCCAGGGGCUCAGAGAGGCCGCACGAUAUAACACACACACACACACACACGCACGCACAUACUGUAUACGUCUAGUUACACAUUUGCACUUCACAACACUGCCUGCGCGCCGGUGUACGUAGGCCACGGGCGCUGACAACCUGCACGACAUAACACAUGGCGGUGAUAGAGACAGGACAGGCUCGUCACACUAGCACAUCACACACACACACACACUCACACACAUACACAGGCAAAAGUGGACGGUUGUUGGUCCAUGGGAUCUGAAUCCAAUGUUAACCUAUGGGUUCCUUGAGGACCUCAUGAUUUUACUGAGGGUGUUAUGUGUUUCCUGCUUUCGUGAAAAUUUCACGGGUUCCGCUAGUUAUUGUUAUUACUAUUUUUCUUUAUCAUUACUGUCAUUAUUUAUUUAUUUGUUUAUUUAUUUAUCAUUUUUGUUUUCUACUUUUAGAGAUGACUCUAAGACAUAUCAUGCUAACCUAAUGUCUUUGGUUGGAUGCACCUGGCUGUCCAGUGGGGACGGCGGCGAGAGAUUGGCUGUCUAUGUCCAUCGCCGCUUACCGCAUCCGCAGCUACACUAUCUCACGCACUGGUCACCAUCCCUCCACGUGCAAGACUCACGUCUGUUCUCCAACAAGGUGACAAAGAACCUUGGUGGGCGAACAGUACGUGUGCUGGCUGUCAAUCACGCACCAUCCGUGUUCUCCACCGCUGACACCAGUGGCCGCCUCCAUCAAAUUUCUGGAUUGGACAUUAAGGUGAUGGCUACUGGAUUGAUACUAUGUGGUUUCGUGGUGUCUGUGUUCUUCUCCAGUAAUCUGACGGCUUUCAUGACCGUAGUUGCCUUGCGUCCACCCUACACUUCAAUUGGACAGAUCAUACAGUCUCGACUGGAGGUGGGUGGUUAUAGCGACUUCUGGGUGCCUCUGUUCCGUGGUUCUGCCAACCCUCAAGUCCAGCGUCUAGGGGACAACUUCUACUUAUUCGACAACGUUUUUGAGUUCCUCAAACGUGUGAUCGAGGGACGAGGAGUGCUGGUGGAGAACACACAACACCUGCAGUACUUGCAGCAAACGUUUCUCAUCGACCACGUGGGACGCUCCUCUGUUAGAAUUAUGUUUGAGGAAUGCAUCAACCCUUUCGGUGUGGGUGCAAUGUUGACGAGAGACACACCUUAUAAACUGUCCUUCGAUGAGAUAAUCCAGAGACUACGCGAGGGUGGCCUUGUGAACCGGUUCUUUUGGGAGGUCGUGAGGGAACAGCGCUUUCAAGGUAACUCCAUUCUUUCUCUGGCCACAGAGGACCAAGAGAGGAGUGGUGUAGGUUCCCUGACUCUCAACCACCUCCAGGGUCCGUUUCUGGUACUGGGUGCGGGGCUGGGGAGUGCCUUGUUGCUGAUGCUUUUGAGAAUGGCUGCAGUCACCAUCCACAAAGGAGUUAGCCGAACUUCUUUUGUUGGCCGAUUGACAGAACAUAUCGGAACACACUUUAAUGACAUUUAAUACUGUGAAGGAAUCCAGUCAUAUGUGCUGAAUAAUUCACUAAAAUUCAUUAACAAAAGUUUUACGUUCUACUAGUCUGAACAAGCGCAAUGUUCCGCCCGGCCAUUCUUCCAGAACAUUUACAAUACUUAUUGCAUUUUCUCUUGUAAAAUGGCA
This is a messenger RNA of Scylla paramamosain (green mud crab), 1700 nucleotides long. RefSeq lists its product as uncharacterized. The transcript is spliced from 7 exons. Bases 315 to 1544 code for a protein of 409 amino acids. Gene Ontology annotation, cellular component: membrane. Lineage: Eukaryota; Metazoa; Arthropoda; Malacostraca; Decapoda; Portunidae. The record is from RefSeq and is a predicted model, not a curated record. Gene Ontology annotation, molecular function: ligand-gated monoatomic ion channel activity.